UCUCAGUCUCCACUCACGCGUAUCCAUAUCCUCAUUGCAUCGCCGCCGCCUGUUCAACACUCUCCGGCCGAAUUCAGCGGGAAAAUAAAGAUCCGACAAUGCCUACAGUGAAUGUCGGAAGAGACCGUCUGUUCGCUGCUCUUGGAAAAACCUACACUAAGGAAGAGUUUGAGGAUCUUUGUUUCCGUUUCGGUAUUGAGCUUGAUGAUGUGACUACUGAGAAAGCAAUAAUCAGGAAGGAAAAACAUAUCGAAGAAGAAGCUAAGGAUGAUGAAGAAACCAUCUACAAGAUUGAUAUUCCUGCCAACAGGUACGAUUUGCUCUGCCUUGAAGGGAUUGCUCAAGCUUUGCGUAUUUUCAACAAGAAUCAGGAGAUACCAACAUAUAGGCUUUCUGACAUUGGCAAGGACCAGAUGCUUAGGAUGAGUGUUAGGUCUGAUCAGACGUCUCAGAUUCGCCCUUAUGUUGUCUGUGCUGUUUUAAGAGGCGUUACCUUCGAUGAGGCUCGUUACAACAGCUUCAUCGAUCUUCAGGACAAACUGCAUCAGAACAUUUGCAGGCGAAGAUCCCUGGUUGCUAUUGGAACUCAUGACUUAGAUACAUUACAAGGCCCUUUCACAUAUGAGGCCUUGUCGCCAAAGGAUAUAAAUUUUGUACCUUUGAAGCAAACUAAGAGCUUCAGGGCUGACGAACUAAUGGAAUUCUACAAGUCAGAUUUGAAGUUGAAGAAGUAUCUACACAUAAUUGAGAGCUCUCCCGUCUUCCCUGUUUUAUACGACAGUAAAAGAACGGUGUUGUCAUUGCCACCAAUUAUCAAUGGUGCACAUUCAGCAAUUAGCCUGCAGACAAAGAAUGUCUUCAUUGAAUGCACAGCAACUGAUUUGACCAAGGCCAAGAUUGUUUUGAAUACAAUGGUUACAACCUUUUCUGAAUAUUGUGAGAAGAAGUUUGAGAUUGAGCCUGUUGAGGUUACAUAUGACAGCGGAGAGUCAUACAUCUCUCCGGAUCUAGCUGUUUACGAUAUGGAAGUUCCUCUCUCUUAUAUCACUGACUUAAUGGGAGUCUCUUUGGAGGUGGAAGAGGUUACAAGUCUGCUGAACCGAAUGCAGUUGCGUGCUGAGCGAUCAACGUCUAGUGAGAGCCAAUGUCUCGUAAAGGUACAUGUACCCCCUACCAGAAGCGACGUGCUCCAUCCUUGUGAUGUUAUGGAGGAUGUCGCCAUUGCCUAUGGUUACAAUAACAUCCCGACAAGAAUUCCUGCUUCGAUAAAACCACUGCCUUUGAACGAGUUCAGCGAUCUUCUCAGAUCAGAGAUUGCAAUGAAUGUGUACACGGAGGUUCUGACAUGGAUACUGUGCUCGCACAAGGAAAACUUUGCAUUGCUAAACAGAGAAGAUGACAAUUCAGCUGUUAUAAUUGGGAACCCCCGGGGAGCUGAUUUCGAGGUAGUAAGAACGAGGCUAAUGCCUGGACUACUGAAGACAGUUGGUUCCAACAAUAAGCACCCUAAACCUAUCAAGAUUUUUGAAAUAGGUGACGUGGCCUUAUUGGAUAAAACAAAAGACGUCGGUGCAUCCAAUCGCCGUCAUCUGGCUGCACUACACUGUGGUGUUACUUCUGGAUUUGAGCUUAUACAUGGCCUCGUCGAUAGAGUCAUGGAAGUAAUGGGAGUCCCAUUUGUAUCAAACGGUGACAAUACAGGAUACUAUAUAAACCCCUCUGAAGAACCUGAGUUCUUACCUGGUAGACAAGCCAGUAUCAUUUGCAAAGGGAAACAUGUUGGUAACUUUGGAAUCGUGCAUCCUGAGGUUUUGAACAACUUUGACAUCACUGAUCCAUGCUCUUUCGUGGAGAUUGACAUCGAAGCUCUCCUUUAGAAAGCUUCUACUAUAUCUGGAUAUGUGCUCAAUUGUUACAAAAUUCUUGGUUUUAUUUGUUUUAAGGAUAAAGGGAGGAUUGGUCAUACAAAUUAUUUAGCUUUUUCGUUUGAUGGAUUAAAUUGUUUGCAGUUUCGCAUAGACAUGACUGUAAACUGGAGUUCAUUUGACAAAGUCUUGCCUGAAAAAAGAAUUUGUUGAGGAUACGAAUUUAUGUAUUUCUACCCGAUCUCUGUGUG
This is a messenger RNA of Eruca vesicaria subsp. sativa (arugula), 2116 nucleotides long. The record is from the annotation of a GenBank genome assembly. NCBI's taxonomy places the organism in Eukaryota, Viridiplantae, Streptophyta, Magnoliopsida, Brassicales, Brassicaceae.